Peromyscus eremicus (cactus mouse) is the source of this 327-nucleotide messenger RNA. RefSeq names its product phospholipase A2-like. The record is from RefSeq and is a predicted model, not a curated record. Gene Ontology annotation, molecular function: calcium ion binding; A2-type glycerophospholipase activity. The transcript has a single exon. Bases 1 to 327 code for a protein of 108 amino acids. Gene Ontology annotation, biological process: lipid catabolic process; arachidonate secretion; phospholipid metabolic process. Lineage: Eukaryota; Metazoa; Chordata; Mammalia; Rodentia; Cricetidae.
AUGCCAAGGAGGCAUUCCUUGAAGGAGUAUAACAUCUAUGGCUGCUACUGUACCUUUGUCAGCUUGAACAACUGGGUGAAAGACAAGUGCUGCCAGUCUAGUGACAACUGCUAUGCUCAGGUCUAUGACCUGGAAAACUGUACAUUACUCUUAGACAACCCCUACACCACCUCCUUCUCCUGCUCUUGGAAUGAGAUCACCUGCAGCGACAAAAACAAAGCCUGUAAGGACUUCAUCUGCAACUGUGACUGCCAGGCCACCAUCUGCUUCUCCAUAGUUCCAUACAAAAAGCAGUACAAAGACCUUAACCCCAAGAAACUAUGUUAG